Messenger RNA from Pezoporus occidentalis (night parrot), 490 nucleotides. It is a transcript of the gene RNASEH2C, whose product is annotated as ribonuclease H2 subunit C. The record is from RefSeq and is a predicted model, not a curated record. The coding region runs from base 1 to 468 and encodes 155 amino acids. Gene Ontology annotation, cellular component: ribonuclease H2 complex. NCBI's taxonomy places the organism in Eukaryota, Metazoa, Chordata, Aves, Psittaciformes, Psittacidae. Gene Ontology annotation, biological process: RNA catabolic process. The transcript is spliced from 5 exons.
AUGACGUCACUGCCCGCUGCGUCGUCACGCGUCACUUCCGCCACCGGCGGUGUUGCCAUGGCGACGGCCGUGCGGCUGCGGCCUAGCUCCGGCGCGGCGGCCCCGCUGCAGGCCCAGCUCCUGCCCUGCGAGCUCCGGUACCGGGGCCCCGCGCCCGUGGCCGCGUUCCUGAGGGUGCGGAGCGGGGAUGGAGGCGAGCUGUGGGCUUCGUUCCGGGGCCGGCGCAUGGGGGGCCGGGACCUGCCUGUGCCCCACGGCUACCGCGGGAUGGUGCUGCAGGAGGAGGACCCGCCCCACGGCGAUGAGGGCCGGUGUGUGACGGUGAUAGGGACGUUCGAUGCCAUCAGGGACUGGGGGGCCGAUGGAGUCCCCCCCCCCGGGGGUCUGGCCCUGACGCUGCAAUGGGGGGACAUCGCUCAGGCGAUCCACGCUCCGGUCAUUGACAGUGACGAGGAGGAGGAGCCCUAACAAAACCCCACCCCCUUUUUGU